This is a messenger RNA of Fundulus heteroclitus (mummichog), 3045 nucleotides long. It is a transcript of the gene jazf1b, whose product is annotated as JAZF zinc finger 1b. Bases 153 to 878 code for a protein of 241 amino acids. Gene Ontology annotation, cellular component: nucleus. The record is from RefSeq and is a predicted model, not a curated record. The transcript is spliced from 5 exons. Lineage: Eukaryota; Metazoa; Chordata; Actinopteri; Cyprinodontiformes; Fundulidae.
AGGUCUAGCAGCCUCACAUCCGGUGCUGUCUCCUGCCGGUCUGACGCAGCUCGGAGGAGUCGAAAGCUCCGCUCCAGCUGUUCUUACCGCUGCUUUUUUUGUCCCCCCCCGCUCCUACUCCCGCUGCCUCCGCUCCAAAUGUCACGGCGACCAUGACAGGCAUCGCGGCUGUCUCCUUCUUCUCCAACGCGUGCAGGUUCGCCGGCUGCGGGCUUCACUUUGACUCCCUCCCCGAGCUCAUCGUGCACAUCGAGGAGAACCACAUCGAUACAGACCCCUGUCUUUUGGAGAAGCAGGAGCAGCAGCAGCCGACAUAUAUUGCUCUUAGCUACAUCAGUAGGUUCAUGACGGACGCGGCGAGGCGAGAGCACGAGGCCCUGAAGAAGAAGGUGCAGCCUAAGCUCACUCUGACGGGGAGUCUGUCGCGCGGCAACGUUUCCACACUGCCCCGCCACGCCAGCGGAAGCCUCACCCCUCCGGUCACGCCGCCGAUCACCCCUUCCUCUUCCUUCCGCAGCAGCACGCCCACAGGUAGUGAGUAUGACGACGAGGACGUGGAGUUCGAGGCGUCUGACAGUGACGAAUCGUGGACCACAGAGAGCGCCAUCAGCUCCGAGUCCAUCCUGAGCUCCAUGUGCAUGAACGGAGGAGACGAGAAGCCUUUCGCCUGUCCCGUUCCCGGCUGUAAGAAACGAUACAAGAAUGUGAACGGCAUCAAGUACCAUGCCAAGAACGGCCACCGGACCCAGAUCAGGGUGCGCAAACCUUUCAAGUGCCGCUGUGGGAAGAGUUACAAGACGUCUCAGGGUCUCCGGCACCACACCAUCAACUUCCAUUCACCCGUCUCCACUGACGUCAUCUGUAAGAUGCAGCAGUAGAGGCGGAGCCAAACGACCAGCACUUUUCUGAAGUUCACAUCAGCAGCAGCAGCGCCGCGGCUCCACGUUUCAUUUUAAACACUAGGUUAUGUUUUGAUUGCGCAGCACAGAUGUUUUGUUCCUGCUUAAUCUCCAUUCAUAUUGCUACGUAUUUAUGUGGUUCACGUUUUGUAUUUUUGCACAUUUCAGAUAUGAAAAAGCUAAAGAAUGGUGGGUGGGGGGUGAAUGUAACCUAACUGAAAACAACGAGUUGGUCUUUCUAUAGUCACUUUUGCAUUUGUACAGCAUACAUUUACAGCUCCUCUGUGGGAACUCCAAUAGAUUAUCUCAGGUGAUUUUUCUGCAAGCAUUUCAGCUCCAGUUUUGCCAGAUUGCUGUAAAUGGGCCGACGCUGUUCAGUGGGAUCAUAGGAACUUUUUUUAGUUGUUCCUUGUGUCUAUGAUGACCUUAACUUUGCAGUACGGUAUAGAAAACACCUCUAAAAAGGAAACAAAAAAUAAUGUGUUUUUCCCCUGAAUCUUCCUGCUUUUGUAGAUUCGGUGAUUGGACAGACAUCAGGUCUCAGUAUUGUGACGUUCUGCGAUACAGCAGUUGCCUUGACUCGUAUCCCUCUCCAAAACCCUCCUAAUAGUACGUCUUGAAUGUCUUCAGUGUUUUUGAUUGACCAGGUUAGGAAUAUUUGGAAAGAUGAGAUGACACCACGGCUGUACAUUGAUUCAAAUAGUCAGAGCCCUCCCUUGCAACUCCUAUUUUGUGCCAUAAGAAUGUUUGUUUUUUUCUGAAAACUUCCAGGUAGUAGGUAGUAGUAAUAAUUAAAGGAAUCAAAUGCAAAAACAAAGCAAUUUUAUCAGCAAUAGUUUAACACAUUUUGGGCUGCUAUUGAACGGGGUGCUUUUUUUUCCCCCUUUUUAUUUUUUUUCUACCCCAGGUAAGAUUUUGCCAAAAAACAUUGUUUAAAAACAAGGAUUGGGUGCACAAGAUAAAGUGUAUUCUGCAUUCUCUGAAACGUGCAGGUUUAAAUAUGUACAGGUUAGAAUCCAUGUUUUUCUUUUUUGCCAGACGUACUUUUGUUCUGGCUCUGUAUUUGAUCAUUGUUCUGUCAGAUUUCACCAAGUUCACUUAAAUUUGUCAGGUUCCAGAUCUGGUGUUGACUAAUUCUCAGUAGGGCUGAAAGCCUUUUGCUCUGGGAAGCCCACAGACUUAACAUCAAGCUACCUUAUCCAUGAUAUUUUCUACUUCUAGGUUAUUUACCUAUUAAAUGCCAGCUAAAUUGUUUGUUUUUGGCAUUAUUAUUUUUUUUUUUUUUCAAACACACCUACUGGUAAAUAGACUUCUGGUUUGUUGAUCAGCAGCAAGAAAAUGCCUGAAAAGUUGUGCUAAAUGUCCUUUGAGUAUUUUUUUUUUUAAAGGGAAACAAAUCAAAAAAGCAUUUCCCUACAAUCUGAUAUAAGGACUAGAUUGAUCCAUAACUCUGGCAAUUGCCUAUAAUGCAUUAAGUCAAGUUCCUUAAAGCAAAUCGUAAGCGACCGAGGGGCUGACCUUUGCCUAGAGUUGCUUUCAGAGUGCACUAAUGAACCUGCUGGCUUUUGAACUUUGCUCUGCUAACAAGCUCAGAUGGUCUUCAUUUCCAGGACACUUUAUUUAUUUUUUUUCACGUUGGCGUCCUCCGUUCCAAAGCCGUUUGGUCUCAAAAGGAGCCGCCGCAUCCGGGGAAGGCGUUUUGUGGUUCUUCUUCUGGCUUCUGAAAGUAUUAAAACAUGCUGCUGAACUGUCCUACCGACAGUCAUCGUCGGUGUUCAUUGCAACCAUGCUAUCGUAUCUAAACACUUCUAUUUUCAUACUAGACAGAAUGUAAGUCGUCGUUCAGUUUGCAUGACGCAACGUCCGAACCGUCUCGGUGCCAAUAGAUAAAAUCUGCACAUCCUGAGUAAGAUAGUAAGAGAUCUGCAAAACAUAAAAGUAAUUAAAUACAUCUUCCUGUCAGUAUUGUGUACAGUGAAUGUAUCAUCACCUUUAAAGUGUGUUUGAAUUUAUUUUUGUGUUUUUGUAAUGCGGGGAGAGAGAGGAAAAAAAAAAAGUUUAAAUACCGACCGGAAGUGUGGUGUUGUACUGUAUCUCUGCUGCUCCAUGAAAACUUGGUAUAUUUUCCAAUAAAAGCUCACUUGUU